AGUUAGAGAUCCAGGGGAAUCCACUCUAACGGACAGAUGGAUGCUGUUCAUAUAGCAAAUCUUGCUCGCAAACACUGCUGUUUAAAGAAAUCACAGUUACCAUGCAUUUCCAAAAGCUGGUUGAUAAUGUAACAUGUGCUUUUCAUGCUGAAGUACUUAAGCUAGAAAAGAUGAAAAAUGAUGUCUCUUCCACAUUUGUUAUUGUUUCAAAUCAUCUAAAUUCUUGCUUGAAGUUGUUAAAGGAAAUGAGAGUAUGGCCCCCUUCUGUUGACAUUUUGUUUCCUGAGCUCACUUUAACAUGUAAUUAUUUGAUCCUGAACACAUCUUAUAAAUCACAAGGCUGCCACUUAAAUGAAUUUGAGGUAGAAUGUGUAGUAUCCAGGGCAUUAAGUAGAGUUUAUCAUUUGGGAAAAAACCCACAAAAAACCCAGCUUUUAUUGGAUUGCAUUACAGAUGUUGAGAGUGAACUUAGUAAAAUCAUAGAGGAAUUAAAAGAUCCAUUUUUACAGUUUAGAUUAGUAAGAAUUCUUGGCAAGCUAUUGACAAUGUGUAGUAUCUUCAGCAUUUAUAGAAAGCUUCAGGGAGACACAUUGAAAAUAACAAAAAUGUUUAGUCUUCUUGACAGUUUGAAGGACUUGGUGGAUCAAACUGUAAUGAAAGAAGUGCUACCAUUUAAGCACAACCUAUUAUUAUGUGAACAACCACCAUCAGAUGAAGAUAAGCAAUUUCCAUGUGUAGUUGAUGUGUUACAAUUGGUUUUGUCAGCGUGUUUUGGCCACACUAAUGAUUCCUGUCUUCAGUAUAAAAAGUGGGAAUGGUUGAAUACAGUUUUAAUUUGUGAAAAACUUAAAACAGAGGAGAAAGUUUCUCAAGCUAUUUGUAGAAUUCAAACAUGUUUGUCAGCCCCUUUAGACCCUGAGCACAAGUCAAAGAUACUAUGUAUGUUGGCCAAGUGUUAUUUACAGCUUGGAUAUUUUCAGUUAUCAAUACAGACUUGCAAAGAAGCUUUGAAUGUUUACAAUAAAAAUUUGUAUAUUUUUGAACUCCUUGUUAAAGUAUAUCAGCUGUUAGGACUUGAAGAGCUAGAGUUAGAAUCAUUAAACUUAUUAGUACAGAUUCUAAUGGAUAACUAUUUAAGAUACCAGCCAAGUAUAUCUACAGUUGGACUUGAUGAUGCUAUAAUUUUAGUGUGUAAAAUACUUCCUGAUCCAUGCCUUAUUGCUACUAUGCAUAAAUUUGCUAAACGCUGUUUUGAUCUACAAAGAUACAAAGAGGCAGCAGAACAAUAUCAGGCUUUAAUGAAAUUCCUUGAAAAAACUGAAACACUCUCUAAUAAACUGUAUAAAAUCUGCACUCAAAAGUACUCAGGAGUAUGUGAUAUUGUGGUGGAGACUGCAGAAGCAUUGGCUAUGGCCCAACAUUAUGAUGAAUGUAUUGUACUUUGUGAUAGAUUUCACAACACAUUCACAACAGAUGACACUUUUUCAAAAUUAUCUUUCAAUGCUGCCAAAAAGGUACAUCCUGGCAACAGUAGCAAUGCUGCUAGUCCUGAUCUACCAUAUUCUCAGGACAGCUUAUUUAGCACAUCACAGGAUGCUGACUUGUUAGAAAGUCAACCUGAUAGUGAAAAAGAUACCUUUUUUAAAGAUCAGACCCUAUUUUUAACUACGAAGUUAGCCUCAAGAAAAAGAUUGAGACAUUCAUCGGGUGACAGGGAGCAGCUUGGUGAAAAAAGCAGUAGCAAAGACACUGAAGAGUUUCACUUCCAAAUGCUUAAUACCAGAUUGAUGUUAUCUAAAGCUGAUUCUCUUGUUGCUAACCAGGGAUACUCAGAUGAGAUGAUGGGCUGCUUGUUGAAAGCCUAUAAUUUGUUGGUAAAUUUACAAGUUUCAAUUUUUAACACUGAGGCUGAACCAAAUAAUAGCUGCAUUAAUAAACCUGUCCUUAAACGUAGGUGUCUAAACUUGGACUACAUGGACAGUCAUACUUCUUUACUUUCUGAAAAUAAAUCUCAUUCCUCAUCUGAUGUUGACAUGGAUAAGUGGACACCAACAGCUGAAUGGUCAAAAUUAAUCAUUUUAGUAGCUCUUAGGAUAGCAAAAGCUGCUUUAGAACGAAAACAAAUAUCUUCAGUUCUUAAUGUAUGCAAGCUUAUUUUAGAAUUAGAACCACAUAAUCUCAGUGCUCACUAUUACAGAAUUUUGGUAAUGAGAAAUAACAGCCGUCUAAAAGAAAAGUUCAGCGAAGAAUGGCUUCAAGAAAGAUGCAUUGAAAAAUGCAAGUUAGAAAAUCAAUACAAAACAAUGAUGGAAGAAAUGGAUAUGAAAAUUAAGAGGCAGCUAAAAGAGGAACAAAUUUGUUACUGGUGGCAGCCAAGGGAAGCCAAGCUGUUAGCCAUGGACAUAGCCUGUAUUAAUGAUUUAUACAAUAAAUUUAAAAAAUGACAUUUUUUAGAAUUUGAUUUGUGUGUAGUGUUGUUGUAUGUUGCAGACAAGUUUCAACAAUAUUUUAAAAUACACAUUGUAAACAACAUUGUAUGUGAUAAAGCACAUUUUUUAGGACUAUGUCCUAUCUCUGCAAAUCCAAGUACAAAGGUUA
Molecule: messenger RNA, 2598 nt
Organism: Physella acuta
Lineage: Eukaryota; Metazoa; Mollusca; Gastropoda; Physidae
Biological process (GO): interstrand cross-link repair
Cellular component (GO): Fanconi anaemia nuclear complex
Molecular function (GO): protein binding
Source: RefSeq, a predicted model, not a curated record